AUGGACUUAAAAGGAUAUUUAAAUACUCGUGCUAAAGUUGAUCCUAAAAUCACGUUCCAUCAACGAAUACAAAUGUUCUGUUUUUACGAAAUGAUUAUGCUGUAUUUGCAAAACUUAUUCAGCUUACGAUGUCAUGCAGAAAUUGCAUAUUGGGAGACUGCUCCAACAGCACUUUAUCUUUCGAUCUGUUGA
This is a messenger RNA of Clunio marinus, 192 nucleotides long. The record is from the annotation of a GenBank genome assembly. NCBI's taxonomy places the organism in Eukaryota, Metazoa, Arthropoda, Insecta, Diptera, Chironomidae.